AGGAUGCUUCACAGUUGGAUCCAAUAGAGAACGAAGGCACCGACGCCUAAAGAAGAACCCAAGGCACUUGCAGACUUGCAGUCUAGAGCUCACACGUGGACGGACACCACGUGGAGCCAUGCCUCACAUCGCCGUCGACUCACCAGAAAUUGGAGCGAGCCGAACUGACCACGAUAAAUCUGCUACGCGUUCUGUGUCGCAUGCGAGUUCUUUGGACGAGGACGUUGAAGUGGAGCUGUUGGACUCGGUAUCCAAGAUCGACUGUGCCUUAGCAGAGAGUAGCAAUAACAUAGAAGUGGAGAGCGAAGUGGAGCAGUUGCGACGCACCAAUGAGCAGCUACGUAGCGAAGUAGCGGAUCUUACAAGUGCGUUGCUUGCACGAGACCUGGAGCUCGUUAGAUUAAGGGAUCGCUGCCAGUUUCUUACCACGGCGGUGGAGCAGCAGGAUGACGUUAUCGCAAAGAUUUACGCCACCACUACAGCAGCAAAUGGUAUGGGUAAAGAGUCGAUGGUGACGGCAUUACCCGUCCUGACAACUGGGAGUACUUUUGGGUGUGAUCUGAUUAAAGAAAACAUCAAGUAUAACUCGAAACAGAAUGAAAAGAGGAUGUUCUUGAGCUCUAUGAAGAGCUACCCCGGAGCUGUGGGUAUGGCAGACCCUCUGGACGACACGCUGUUCGGUUCCAAGGACGAUAGCGUUGAAAACAAGGAGGAUUCAAGUAAAUUCAGCGAGGAUGUAGUGAAAAUUGAUCUGGACGAACUCCCAUACGCACCUCGAGCACCUAAGAAUUCGAAUAACCACAGUGCAACAGCCAGUGUCUAUAGCUCGAGCAGCACCACUACUGCAUCGUCGUCCUCGUCACUUUUUGGAGAUAUUGGCGAACCAGUGUCGAAGCCUCCACGGUCGUGGAGUUCUCCUAUUGUCAAACGGCGACCUUCGCUUGAGCGCCAAGACAGCAGCCCUACAGAGGAGGUGUUCGCGAGAUCAGCAGGCUUUCUUCGCAAGUCCAACCGCACCAUGUCCGGGCGCUUGAGUGUGAGCGACCUUGGACUCCUCAACGACGACGAUGAUGUCGAAAGUAACCAGACGCAAGAAGCAGCGCCUUUGGGUACUCACGAACAGCUUAAAGGGGAGGAAAAUUCACUCGAUUAUGGGGAUAGUAGAUCGUCGGGAUUAUCAACAAGAAGCCGAAGCCAGCGUCACCUUUUUGAAGGUGUCGACGAAGCUCUGAAAGCAAAGAUGAAGCAGAAAAAAUCGGACGGAAACCCAGCUGAUGGAGAUGAAGACACUUUGACGUACGGCGAGUUCCUGCAGCGAAUCAGUCUGCCUGCUUCCCGAGACAUUUUGGACAAAAUUCGUAUGUUUGUUGGCUCCAUCUUAGGGCCUCGCGGUGACGGACGACCCCCGCGGUCAACAGACUAUGUUGAGUACGAUUUCUAUGGAAAACACGAGUUCAGGCGUCGAUGUAUCCGAUUUUUUGAGAGCAUGGAGGACAUUCUACUGAACCAUCCGGCCUGGCGUCAUGUCUCUGAGGCUAAACUGGCUAAGGCACGCGAUGGUAUUGAAAAAUACGUCAUGGACAAAGUAUCAGACAUCGCAUUCAAUAAGCUGAAGGAGUGCCAGCAGUGGAUGAACGAGGAUGAAGCUCUGUUGCGACGCAUGCAGCUGUUAUCGGUACGUUAUGCUGGUACAGUUUUAGUUGUGAAGCUCUAACAUGUAUUAUUGCACAGUUCAUAACGCCAGAGAUGCUAGAUAUCAAGCCGUGCAUGCGCAACGAGGUUGUCUGGUCGAUGGCUGAAGACGAAUUACGACGUAUCAACUCGUUUCGGUCGCCAGGGGACAAAAUCAAUUGCAUUGUUCGGUGCUGCAGCGUCAUUUUCAGUGUUCUCAAUCUGUCACGAGGAGACUCCGGUAGUCGUCCAGGUGCUGAUGACUUCCUGCCGGUUUUUAUCUACAUCGUGCUGCACUCGCAGAUCCCUCGACUGUAUUCCAACUGCGAGUACAUUUCAGCGUACCGGAACCAAGCCGACUUGAUGUCGAAGUGAGGAUGCACACAAGUGGAUGAUUCCGUUUUUUUAUGCUCAUUUUUUCCCGGUGCGUUACAGGGCUGGAUACUGCUUCGUGAACUUGCGUAGUGCUGUUGAGUUCAUUACGGCGAUGGAUGGAUCUAUGUUGUCCAUCUCGGACGACGAGUUCCAAAGACUUUACGCUGAACGAGAAAAAUUGCUACUGAAGUCUUAAGCAGUGUGUGAUGUUACAUUAGAUUUUUUUUCUUUCGUAGCCACUUUACUUUUGUACGGAGUGUUGUUAACACUACAUCUUAAAUUUGGGUGAGUGCAGACAAAUUUCGUCUUACGACACAGUUUUGUGCCACAAGUUUUAGCCAAUCAGAACUCCAGAUUGUUUUUUAGCUCUCUUACAAACUUCUA
Molecule: messenger RNA, 2430 nt
Organism: Phytophthora nicotianae INRA-310
Lineage: Eukaryota; Oomycota; Peronosporomycetes; Peronosporales; Peronosporaceae
Exons: 3
Coding region: 119-1714 (531 amino acids)
Biological process (GO): vesicle-mediated transport
Cellular component (GO): cytosol; endocytic vesicle
Molecular function (GO): guanyl-nucleotide exchange factor activity; small GTPase binding
Source: RefSeq, a predicted model, not a curated record